CUAAAAGAGAUAAGUGUAAUUUCAUUUUAUAAAAGCAAAAUUGUAUUUUAAUUUUAUUUUAUUAUAUUUUGACUCUGCCGGAAUCGGUGACAGUUGAAAAGUUAUUAAAACCUACGUAAUCAAAAUUGGCUUGAGCUGUGAUAGUAGUUUCCAAUUUCCAACUUGGCCGAAAGCAUAUGGCGAAAGUUUUCUGUGAUUUUCGGUUACUUCUCUUAGUUGCAGCUGUCGUAUUCAUCUACAUCCAGAUGAGGCUUUUCGCUACACAAUCAAAAUAUGCUGAUCGUCUCGCUGUUGCUAUUGAAGCUGAAAACCAGUGCACAAGUCAUAAGCGAUCACUGAUUGAUCAAAUUAGCUCGCAACAAGGACGCAUUGUGGCCCUAGAAGAAGAAAGGAAGCGUCGAGACCAAGAAUGCGGACAAAUGCGGUCUCUUGUUCAAGAUCUUGAAAGAAAAGACCUACGGAGGCUGAUCGAUAAAGUGCAGGUUCCAGUGGCAGCUGUUGUGAUCAUGGCAUGUAAUCGUGCUGAUUACCUGGAACGGACUAUCAAUUCUGUAUUGAAAUACCAAAGGCCCAUUUCUUCAAGAUAUCCUGUAUUUGUAUCUCAGGAUGGAUCAAAUUCAGACGUCAAAAGUAAGGCUUUGAGCUAUGAUGAGUUAUCUUAUAUGCAGCACUUAGAUUUUGAGUCGGUUAAAACUGAAAGACCAGGAGAGUUAAUUGCGUACUACAAGAUUGCAAGUCAUUACAAGUGGGCUCUAGAUCAACUGUUCUACAAGCAUAACUUCAGCCGAGUUAUCAUUCUCGAAGAUGACAUGGAAAUAGCACCUGAUUUCUUUGAUUAUUUUGAAGCUAUGGCAACUCUCCUUGACAAGGAUAAGUCCAUUAUGGCUGUUUCGUCAUGGAAUGACAAUGGACAGAAGCAGUUUGUACACGAUCCAUACGAACUUUAUCGCUCAGACUUCUUUCCUGGACUAGGGUGGAUGUUGGCUAGAUCCACAUGGGAUGAACUAUCACCGAAAUGGCCAAAGGCCUACUGGGAUGAUUGGUUGAGAUUAAAAGAGAAUCACAAAGGACGACAGUUUAUCAGACCCGAAGUAUGCAGAACAUAUAAUUUUGGAGAACAUGGUUCUAGUUUGGGACAGUUUUUUAAGCAGUAUCUUGAGCCAAUCAAGCUGAAUGAGGUCCAGGUCGACUGGAAGUCAAUGGAAUUGAGCUAUUUGUUUGAGGACAAAUAUGCUACACACUUUGCCAACAAUAUUAAAAAAGCUAAACCUGUCUCUGGAUCAGACAUCAUUCAAAAGGCACAAAGUAUAGACGGCGAUGUCCGUAUUAAGUAUAAAGAUCAAUGGGACUUCGAAAACAUUGCUCAAAAGUUCGGUAUAUUUCAAGAGUGGAAGGAUGGUGUGCCUAGGACAGCCUACAAAGGAGUAGUCGUUUUUAGAUAUCAAACCACAAGGCGUAUAUUCCUUGUUGGUCCAGAAUCUUUGAAGCUACUUCAGAUCGAAGAUUUUUAAUGCUGGAUGACGAAGAAAGGUGUUCAGAGCCCGGAGAGUUGUCGUUUUCAGAUGUCAAGGUAGUGAUGCUGAGUAAUUUAUACUUAGCUUAAAAAGACAUCAUACCAUAUGGAUAUUUCUCAUUGUUGAAUCCAAUGCGUAAAAGCGAUUAAGAUAUGACUGAAAGUAUGAAGGGUAUGGACGAAAAUGUUCUGGAACACAAUUACGGGCACCAUGUAUUGUAGAGAUCAAAAUUUUGUCUUGUGAUGUGGUGUGAUCUUAGACUGGCCUUGUGAAAAGAGAUCAUACCCCACGGAUAUAAAGGUGUAUUUUUAAAUGUAUUAUAAAUUAAUCAUAAAAUUACGCUUAGUUAUUUAUCUUAUUUAUUUUUACCA
Cicer arietinum (chickpea) is the source of this 1885-nucleotide messenger RNA. The record is from RefSeq and is a predicted model, not a curated record. Lineage: Eukaryota; Viridiplantae; Streptophyta; Magnoliopsida; Fabales; Fabaceae.